Messenger RNA from Parathielavia appendiculata, 2212 nucleotides. RefSeq names its product prolyl-tRNA synthetase. The transcript is spliced from 3 exons. Gene Ontology annotation, molecular function: ATP binding; proline-tRNA ligase activity. The record is from RefSeq and is a predicted model, not a curated record. Gene Ontology annotation, cellular component: mitochondrion; cytoplasm. NCBI's taxonomy places the organism in Eukaryota, Fungi, Ascomycota, Sordariomycetes, Sordariales, Chaetomiaceae. Bases 269 to 2005 code for a protein of 578 amino acids. Gene Ontology annotation, biological process: prolyl-tRNA aminoacylation.
UUCACGGCGGGAGUCACAGCAAUCAACACAAUCUCUGUCUUCUUAGCUGUAGCCUGGCAGCGGCGGGCCAGCGGCUAUACUCCUUUAUCUCACUACAGCGGCGCUGCAAAGUCAGGUGGUAACAUGACUCAAACGUCGCCAUCGGCUUCCCAAUAAGGAGAUAGAAGAGCGGAAGCAGCAAAAGCAGCAAAAACACAUGAUUGGAGACGGGACCGCGUAUCCGUAUAUCGAUGCAAUAGACCUCGAUAUCGAGGGCAACAGCUAAAGCAUGGUCCCGCCCGCCGUAGCCCGCCUCUCACGGGUUUGGUUUCCAAGCGGCGGUAUCGCCGUCUCCGGGGCCGAAGAUGCUCACUCCAAGCUGAUCCGUGCCGGCUUCCUGCGCCAAUCGAACGCCGGCAUGUUCCAUAUGCUGCCGUUGGGUCGGCGGGUGCAGGACAAGGUCGAGGGCUUGGUCGCGAGUCACAUGGAGGAACUGCUGGGCGCGUCUAGAGUGUCGUUGUCCACGAUAUCCGCCGAAGCUCUCUGGAAGAAUAGCGGCCGGCUGGAAAAGGUGGCGUCUGAACUGUUCAGGUUCUCCGACCGCAGAGAUGUGCCCUAUUUGCUCGCCCCUACGCAUGAAGAGGAAAUCACGUCUCUGGUGGCCCGGACGGUCAAGUCAUACAAGGAGCUUCCCCUCAGGCUGUAUCAAAUCACACGCAAGUACCGGGAUGAGCUUCGUCCGCGCCACGGCCUCCUCCGCGGCCGAGAAUUCAUCAUGAAGGACCUGUACACUUUCGACAACAGCACUCAAUCGGCUCUUGAGACGUACGAGAACGUGCGUGCCGCCUACAGCAAAAUCUUUGCCGCCUUGAAGCUACCUGUCGUACCGGUGAAGGCCAGCUCUGGCGAUAUGGGAGGCGACUUGAGCCACGAGUAUCAUCUACCGACGCCUCUCGGAGAGGAUUGUGUCGUCAGUUGUGCCGACUGCGGCUAUUCGGUUAACGAGGAGAUAGCGAGCUCCCCCAUAUCCGACUUCGUUCCUGACGGCAUUUCCUACAACACUUCGUAUGAGAUUUGGCGGGGCAUCACGAAGGACCGGACAAAGCUGGUCAAUGUUUGGUAUCCCAAGUGGACAAGAACGCUGAGUAGCCAGAAGUUGCGCGAGCACACGGCUCAAGACGUCAACCUAUCCGUCGUGAAAUCCAUCGAGCCAGAUCUCGAUGCAGGGGUGGAAGAUGCGCUUCCGCUCUGGGCGGCCGCGGUCGCCGCCGAAACGAGAACCGCGGUCAAGGUGGUCAAUGUCAUCGACAGCCGCCUAGGAACUUCGUUUUUGGACGCUCUAACUGGCCACUCGCCAGAUAUUUCGAGCUGGCCUUCUGAGCUGAACCCACCAAUAUCCUCUCUGCCCGUUUCAUCACACCAUGAGGAUGCUCGCGGUGUACCACUUAACCUCUUGCGAAUCCGUACGGGCGACAAGUGUCCUCAGUGCGUGAUAGGCAGCCUCAAAGUGGACAAAGCUAUGGAACUCGGCCAUACCUUCUUCCUUGGGACAAGAUACUCGGAGCCGCUGGGAGCCAUGACUACCAUCCCGCCCGCCUCGCAUCCAUCCCCCAUGCAGAUGGGAUGCUACGGAAUUGGCAUAUCCCGCGUUAUAGGAGCGGCUGCUGAGCACCUAGCCGACAAGACCGGCCUGAACUGGCCGAUCGCUAUGGCGCCAUAUUCGUGUGUCGUUGUUCCCGGAAACGACUGCGACGACGGCGACGCCGAACAAGUUUACAACCAGAUCAGCAGCAUUUCGGGACCUGGGAGGGGCCUCGUCGAUGUCAUUCUCGACGACCGGAAGAGGAGUCUUCCCUGGAAGCUUACUGAUGCAGACCUCAUUGGUUUCCCAGUACUCGUGCUACUUGGCAGGGAAUGGCGCACAACUAAGAGAGUAGAGGUGCAAUGCCGAGCGCUGGGAUUGAAGCAAUUCGUUGAAAUAGCGGAUCUGCCCACUCUGGUCGGGCAACUGCAUGCGCAAUUGUGAUGGCUUAGUUCUCACCGCUUGGGAGAGAGUGCAUAAAGGCCUUGAGUAGGUACUUAAAUAUGUUUCAAGUGCUACUUGAAUGCAGUAUUGUUUAAUAUUAUAUGUGUUAUGUAUAUAGAUACAAGAUGCGUUGUUUGGCAUUCUAUCAGUAGAAGGAGGGUGUCACGGCGGGACAGGCGGACAAUCCAAUGACAAUUGUAUUCGGGC